ACAUCUGUUCGCUAAGAAUAUGCAUGGAGAUCAUUUUGCUCCUCUUAUUAUUAUCUUCAACCUCUUAACUUUCUCAAAGUUUCCACUUAAUGUGUGAUCUCUCUUGAGGACUUCAUCUUCUAUGGGCUUCGACAGUAUGCGAAGAAUUCUUCUUGCUUUUUUAUUCUUUACUCAGUGUCUCCACGACUUUGUUCAAGGAGCACCGCAAGUUCCUUGUUACUUCAUCUUCGGGGACUCACUCGCCGACUGUGGCAAUAAUAACAACCUCAAUACACUAGCCCGACCGAAUUACUAUCCUUAUGGACUGGACUUUCCUAAGGGUCCUACUGGGCGGUUCACCAAUGGACGCACCGUUGCCGAUGUUAUAGGUCUCCUUUGUUCUAAUUAUGUUUUAUAUAAUAUGACGUGCAGCAAUAAUGACUACAUGAAUAACUAUUUCAUGCCUGAAUUCUAUCCAACCAGUAAAGAGUAUACUCCUCAACAGUAUGCGGACGUGCUUGUGAAGCAGUACUCUGAGCAACUCAAGCGUCUAUACUCCUAUGGAGCAAGAAAGGUGGCUAUAUUUGGUGUUGGGCUGAUAGGACAAGUCCCAGAAAUGAAGAAUAGAUUUGGUGCAAACUCUUCGAUGGUGGACGAUGCGGCUCAACUAUUCAGCAACAAGUUGCUACCCCUUGUCAAUGACUUGAACAGACAAUUAACUUGUGCCAAGUUCACUUACAUAGAUACCACCGCGAUCACCAUCACGAGCGCCCCUUUAUUAGCUUUUCUGCAUCCUCGAGAUACCUGCUGCGAGCUGGUGAAAAAUCUGGGCAUCUGCAUUGAAGGUCGCCCACCUUGCCCUCUUCGAGGAUUGUAUGCAUACUUUGAUGGAUUCCAUCCUACGGAAGUGGUGAAUAAAGCCUUUGCGACAAGAGCAUACGACAGGCUUUUACCAUCAGAUGCUUCUCCUUAUGGCAUCAAACAACUCGCGCAGCUCCCAUAAUUAAUUCAAGGCUACAUCAAAUAUUAGUUGUAGAACAUUCCUUUAAUUAAAAGUAAGUCUGUUCCUUCAUACCAGGCAAAAUAAGUCAUCUGGGUCGACAAAAAUCGGCUGGCAUGGUUCACAUUAAUUGUUUUAGCUAUCAAGUGUGGCUCGAUUUGAGCUAUUAAAUUUAUUUGUGUGUAACAAUCAUCUAAUGAAUAUCACGUUUGAAUGUAAU
Molecule: messenger RNA, 1199 nt
Organism: Punica granatum (pomegranate)
Lineage: Eukaryota; Viridiplantae; Streptophyta; Magnoliopsida; Myrtales; Lythraceae
Source: RefSeq, a predicted model, not a curated record